UUGUGGAUGGCUGAGUCAAGGCCUGGAGCUUGUGCUCACUUGGCCACAGCUGGCAGCCAGAAAGGAAGCAGUCACAGCUGCUGACUGCAAGGCAGAAGAAGGGGGGAGAACCCAAGCCUGGGCGGUGUCUGGAAAAAGAAACCAAACACCGCCAGGAGCAUUUAGCUAAUGGAGCAUUGAUGUGAUCCCCCCUUUGCUUACCCCCUCCGCCCAUUGUGGACGCUUUGCACCAGUAUAAAAAGCCCCAUCCACCCUCUCUUCUUGCCCAUUGCUCCUUGCAAGAGACCACUGUGGGCAUCCAUCCAAGGAAUCUCCCAGUAUUCCUCCAUCUCCCAUACGCACAUCCCUAGCUCACACUCUGACCAAGUGAAGACGACAAACCCUCCUGACUUCACCUCUCCUACAGACCCACAGCAGCAGCAGCAGCAACAACGGCAACAUGGCGAGCGGAGAACUGACUGAGCUGGAGACGGCCAUCGAGAAAAUCGUCUACAUCUUCUUUACCUACGCAGCCCGUGAAGGCAAGAAGGGGACCCUGACCGCCGGCGAGUUCAAGGAGCUUGUGCACUCCCAGCUCCCCAACCUCAUGAAGGACGUUGGGGACCUCGAUGAGAAGAUGCGGACCCUGGAUGUCAACCAAGACCAGGAGCUGAAGUUUGGAGAAUACUGGAGGCUUAUCGGGGAGCUGGCCAAAGAAAUCAAGAGGGAGAAAGUAGGGAAAAAGAAGUGAAGGAGAUAGAUGGGAGGCGGAUGAAUGCAGAGGGGUAUGAAAUAGAAAGGAGGGAACAGAAAAUCUUAAAACUGAAUGUCUGUGGGAUAAGAAAGUUACUGGAAAAUAUAAAUCAAUCUGACUGGAGGUUGCAGUUUUGAAAUAAAUAUAUAUAUAUAUAUACUUUGCUCUGAAA
Messenger RNA from Sceloporus undulatus (fence lizard), 905 nucleotides. RefSeq names its product S100 calcium binding protein A13 (gene S100A13). Gene Ontology annotation, molecular function: RAGE receptor binding. Gene Ontology annotation, biological process: positive regulation of canonical NF-kappaB signal transduction; positive regulation of cell population proliferation. Bases 440 to 730 code for a protein of 96 amino acids. The record is from RefSeq and is a predicted model, not a curated record. NCBI's taxonomy places the organism in Eukaryota, Metazoa, Chordata, Lepidosauria, Squamata, Phrynosomatidae. The transcript has 3 exons. Gene Ontology annotation, cellular component: perinuclear region of cytoplasm.